AUGACUCAACAAUUGCUAGUGAAUUCAGUGCGAAAAUACUUAGAAUCACAUCAUAUGUUUGCCGUUGAAGAAUGGCUAUCUGGAUUUGUGGAAUAUUUGAUGGAAAACGAUGAGAGUUGUAGAGAGAAUGAUGUACGAAAUCUAGCAAAGGAACAAUGGCUAUUAAAUGACCUAAAAGAAAUUUGUCCUGGCUCUCUUCCAGCAAAUUUAAGAAGUCAACAAAAAGUAACUCUUAAUGGAAGAUUUGUGCUCCAGAUAAAUAAGUGUAUUGACAUAGGGACACCUGCUUACCAACAGUACUUGAAGUUACAAAAAGUAAAUACUGAAAAUAUUGAGGCAACAACUAACUUUGAAGAAAAGAUUUCAAGUCAUAGAAUGAUAAAGUUGUAUCUGACAGAUGGCGUGCAGGAAGUGUCGGCUAUUGAAUAUAGACCAAUGAGGAAUUUGAGUUGCGACAUCACGCCCGGCUGUAAAAUGUUAAUCAAAGGCCCAAUUGAAUGUCGACGCGGGAUGUUUCUACUUACAGAAAGUAAUAUAGAACUUCUGGGCGGCGAAGUGCAGGAAUUAGUCGACACCAAUUCAUUGGCUUGUUUGUUGUCCGCAAAACUACACUUGCCUGUAGCUGUAUGCCAAAAUAAAACAAUAAAUACUUACCAAGACACGAAUGCAACACAUGCUCAAAUAACUGCAUCAAGCUACGGCAGAAACUGUCCAACAGCGGAACCAACUUUUGAAGAAACAUUCAGACCAGAAGCAAGAGUCAAUAAUCAAGUAUUGGACACAUUUGUUGUGAACAAUCAAGAAUUGGACACAUUUGUUGAAGAUGAUAUUGACGUGGAUCAGCUUGCUGCUAUAGAAGCACAGUUCACUGAGAAUCCAGGCAAGAGGCCUCUCACUGAUAACAGUUCAAAUCCAGAGAAGAAAGCUAAAAUGAACCCGAACACAGUUGUAAAUAGCAUUGAUGAAUAUCCAGAAGAUGAGGACUUUAUCAUUGAAGAUGAGGAUUAUAUUAAAGAGAUGGAAGCAAAGUUUGAUGCGCAUGAUAGAGGAGUCAGUGACUGUGUUAAUAAAACUCCAAUCACUUUACCAAAAGAACCAUUUGUAUAUAUAAAGCAAAUUAAUGAGCUCAGUGUAAAUGAAAAGUCUGGUAAAGUUUUCAAAGUGAAAGGACAAAUAAUGAAGCUGUUGUCCAAGUUGUCAGUAGGAAAAGACGGUUGGACUUUAAAAUGUGCUAUUGUAGACGGCACUGGCAGUAUGGAUGUGGACUUUACCAGUGAUGUGCUCUCAAAACUGGUUGGGUUCACUCCCCUGGAAAUGAAUCAAAUAAAGAAGCAAAUGGCGACGAAACCAGAGUUAAAGGAAAAGGCGGUUUCGGCUCUGCAAAAAGCAAAAGAGUGUCUCCAGACAUUGUAUUGCAUAAUUGAAUUGACUAUGUUAGAUGGUCCAAAGAUAACAGGGCUUAUACCCUUCGAUGGAACACAUCUUGAUUUGCUGAAGAAAAGACAGCUGUUUGUAGAAUCUCAAUUUUGA
Messenger RNA from Parnassius apollo (apollo), 1530 nucleotides. NCBI's taxonomy places the organism in Eukaryota, Metazoa, Arthropoda, Insecta, Lepidoptera, Papilionidae. The record is from the annotation of a GenBank genome assembly.